AUGUUGAUUGAGGCCAAUGGUCCCUUGCACAAUCCAGAUGUAAACUGUGGUCUUCAGAAGGUGAACUGUGAUCGGUUGGAUGCAUUAUUGAAUAUCAAUGGACUUCAAAACAAAGACAAUCCAUGCACCACUGAAAAAGCUCAUCAACAGUUUAUGGAAAUUUAUCCCAGCAUAUUCAUCAAAAAACCAACCAUUUUGCCAGGCAUUCCAGAACGAAGAACAAAAGGGGUACAUUCUUGUGCUUUCAGCAAUGAUACUUCAGUUGAUCAAGAUUCCCAUAACAUACGUUUCUACUUGAAUCAGAUGAAAAGUUCCCAGAAGUUGCGGCCAAACUCUCCAGAAUUCAUAGAGAAGCUGCAAGGCCUAAUCAAGAUACUCAAAAAGAUCCCCAUUCUAAGAUCUUACGAAGAACACGAGGCUGUGUAUAGGACAAUGAAACUAAUUCCUGAUAUCAGUGAGCAGCUUUCAGAUGCAGAGAUGAGGCAGCUCAGUACAACUGUCAUACGGGAAUACUGGGUGAAAGGAAGUACAGUGGAUGCAAGCCAAGGGCUUUAUGCAAUUCUCAAAGGCUCCGCUAGACCACAGUCAAAGUUUUACAAAAAAAUGGUUGGAGGAAACUUUGUUUUAGCACACAGGCAGAGCUCAACCACCAGCGCCUCUAGAUUGUCCCGGUCAUCAUUGUGCUCAAUCAUGCUUCGUAUAGGAUGUUGCUUCGGGACUUUGGAACCACUCCCUGCAGGGAUGCAACAAGAUGUACUAACAGUUGUUACAGAUGAUAACUGUGACUUUCUCAAAAUUCCCUCUACAGAUUACUUAAGAGUAAAAGCGGACAUAGCAAAGCGUGAGCAUCUUGCCAAAGAAGAAUUAAUCUGUGGCUCUCCAUUUUAUCAGGACUGGCCUAUGGUAUUUAUAUUUCAGCUGACUGCUCACUUAAAGUGGAGGAAGUUUCCAGUAGACCAUGUCAUUAUGAAAGGAGGAGAAAUAAGCACAUAUGUAGGAUUCAUUAAGUCUGGAUGCUGUAAUGCUUACCAAACAAUUCCAGCCCUUGUGAAACGACCUCUGGGGAAAAUGAUUAAAUGCAUCAGGCGAGUCCUCAUUGGCGAACUACACCCAAGGGAGUCCUUUGGAGAAAUCAGCAUUCUCCUUCAGGUCCCUUCAGCAUAUAUGCUGAAGGCAGCAACCCCUGUUGAGCUGGGAAUCAUUGAAGCUGCAGACAUACUUGAUUUAGAUCCAGUGAUUCAGAUACUCCUUCUACAAUCAGUAAAGCCAACAUUUGAAAAUAUCACACCUGAUGAGCUCAAGCUUAAAUAUAUAAAAAAAGAAAUAAAAAAAGAAUGGAAGCAUGAGAAGGAUUUGAUCCUGAAAGAUGCAUUGUCCUACAAUGGAAUUACCCCUGGUGUCGGAAAGUGGAUCCAUGAACAGAUUAAUUUCACUAAGAGUGAGAAAAAGCAUCAAGAGCAUUCCCUUGCAGCUACUUAG
Molecule: messenger RNA, 1479 nt
Organism: Varanus komodoensis (Komodo dragon)
Lineage: Eukaryota; Metazoa; Chordata; Lepidosauria; Squamata; Varanidae
Gene: CNBD1
Product: cyclic nucleotide binding domain containing 1
Exons: 13
Coding region: 1-1479 (492 amino acids)
Source: RefSeq, a predicted model, not a curated record